Nerophis ophidion (straightnose pipefish) is the source of this 3773-nucleotide messenger RNA. It is a transcript of the gene endou2, whose product is annotated as endonuclease, polyU-specific 2. Bases 2826 to 3683 code for a protein of 285 amino acids. The record is from RefSeq and is a predicted model, not a curated record. NCBI's taxonomy places the organism in Eukaryota, Metazoa, Chordata, Actinopteri, Syngnathiformes, Syngnathidae. The transcript is spliced from 7 exons. Gene Ontology annotation, molecular function: RNA endonuclease activity.
GUUUUUCCAUUGCAAACGCUUACAUACUAUAUUAGAAUUGGCGCAGCAAAGCAUGUAUGAAAGCAUAUUGUUGUUUUUUUUUUCAUUCCUCUUAAUUAAAACACAAAUUAUUAUUAUUAUUGUAAUGAUUUAUUUAUUUGGUUAAAAACAAAAAGCUCACAAAAGGUGGAGAUCUGUGUUUUUCACUGCAUUAUCAGAAUUCAGUUACCUCGCUGCAAGAUUUUUUUUUUAACACACUUACUGUAUGUAAAAAGUAAAAAAAAAAAAACAUUUACUAAGUGAUAUUUUUCAAAUACUUUAUUCAUAUCUAGCCAUCUUAUUUAAUUAUUACAUAAUUUGUAUAGCCAUCUUAUUUAUUAUUACAUAAUUUGUAUUUGUUGUUUUAACCUAUAAAUAUGUCUCCUCAAAAAUACAUUUAAAAAAUAUACAAACCCCAUUUCCAUAUGAGUUGGGAAAUGGUGUUAGAUGUAAAUAUAAACGGAAUACAAUGAUUUGCAAAUCAUUUUCAACCCAUAUUCAAAUGAAUGCACUACAAAGAAAAGAUAUUUGAUGUUAAAACUGAUAAACAUUUUUUUUUUUUGCAAAUAAUCAUUAACUUUAGAAUUUGAUGCCAGCAACACGUGACAAAGAAGUUGAGAAAGGUGGCAAUAAAUACUGAUAAAGUUGAGGAAUGCUCAUCAAACACUUAUUUGAAACAUCCCAAAGGUGUCCAGGCUAAUUGGGAACAGGUGGGUGCCCUGAUUGGGUAUAAAAACAGCUUCCAUGAAAUGCUAAGUCAUUCACAAACAAGGAUGGGGGGAGGGUCACCAAUUUGUAAGCAAAAUGUCGAACAGUUUUAGAACAACAUUUCUCAAUGAGCUAUUGCAAGGAAUUUAGGGAUUUUACCAUCUACAGUCCGUAAAAUCAUCAAAAAGGUCAGAGAAUCUGUAGAAAUCACUGCACGUAAGCCAUGAUAUUACGGACUUUUGAUCCCUCAUGCAGUACUGCAUCAAAAACUGACAUCCGUGUUUAAAGAAUAUCACCACAUGGGCUCAGGAACACUUCAUAAAAUCACUGUCAGUAACUACAGUUGGUCGCUACAUCUGUAAGUGCAAGUUAAAACUCUACUAUGGAAAGCGAAAGCCAUUUAUCAACAACACCCAGGAACGCCGCCGGCUUCGCUGGGCCCGAGAUCAUCUAAGAUGGACUGAUUGCAAAGUGGAAAAGUGUUCUGUGGUCUGACGAGUCCACAUUUCAAAUUAGAUUUGGAAACUGUGGACGUGGUGUCCUCCGCAACAAAGAGGAAAAUAACCAUCCGGAUUGUUAUAGGCGCAAAGUUCAAAAGCCAGCAUCUGUGAUGGUAAGGGGGUGUAUUAGUGCUUAAGGCAUGGGUAACUUACACAUCUGUGAAGGCACCAUUAAUGCUGAAUGGUCCAUUCAGGUUUUGGAGCAACAUAUGUUGUCAUCCAAGCAACGUUAUCAUGGACGCCCCUGCUUAUUUCAGCAAAAAAUGCCAAGCCACGUGUUACAACAGCGUGGCUUCGUAGUAAAAGAGUGUGGGUACUUUCCUGGCCCGCCUGCAGUCCAGAAAUGUGUCUCCCAUCGAAAAUGUGUUGCGCAUUAUGAAGCCUAAAAUACGACAACAAGACUCCAGACUGUUGAACAACUUAAGCUGUACAUAAAACAAGAAUGGGAAAGAAUUCCACUUUCAAAGCUUCAACAAAUAGUUUUCUCAGUUCCCAAACGUUUAUUGAGUAUUGUCAAAAGAAAAUGUGAUGUAACACAGUGGUGAACAUGCUUUUACUUUGGCACGCGUUGCAGCCUUGAAAUUCUAAGUUAAUUAUUAUUUGCAAAAAAAAAAUGAAGUUUAUGAGUUUGAACAUCAAAUAUCUUGUCUUUGUAGUACAUUCAACUGAAUAUGUGUUGAAAAGGAUUUGCAAAUCAUUGUAUUCCGUUUAUAUUUACAUCUAACACAAUUUUUCAACUCUAAUGGAAAAGGGGUAUGUAUAUAUUUUAAACUUUUUUCAUACAUGUUAGAUCAUUAUUGUGUUUAGUGAGCCUAUUUAUAUAUACAUAUAACAAUGUGUCAUUUCUAAAAGAGAAAAAUGUGUAUGAUUUAGAGAAAAGUAUGUGGUGUGCAGAGAAAUAUGAGUCUUGUAUUGUAGGUUCCCGAUUUUCUAAAUAGAAGAUAAAUUAACCAUACUUUGAGCCUCAAUGUGUCAUUUGUAACCGCAUUAAAGAGGCCAAUGAGAAGAGGUAAGACUUAUAAAGUGAUGAUAUUACGACAAUGAUGCUAUUGUGCCGCUGCGAAAGACCGGGUCGUGCCCCCCACUCUCGCACAGAGCGUCUUGUAACCUGCAGCGUGACACAUUUAGCUUGUAAUCCAGGUAGUGGUGCCCUGUGACACCAGUGCGAGAAACAAUGAAAUACUAAAGAAACAAAAGAGCGCAUGUUUUAGCCUGAGAUUGAAAAGAGACGACAACAUUGUGUAAUCCCUUUGGCUAGAGUUGCUGACAGGGGACAACCCUUUAAAAUGGCCUCCCUCUCCUGUCCUGUCCUGUCCUGUCCUGUCCGGUCCCCCCGCCCCUCUUGUCCAGCCCCUGUCUUUCUUCUCCACACAGGCCGACUGACUGCCCUAAAGACACCUGCUCUCACUAACAGAGAAGAACCGUCACCUUUGGAUCAUCAGCCGGCCUUCUGUCGUCCUCUCUGAAGUAGGACAGCGCUCCCCACGGGAUAAAAGGUAUACAACGAACUAGUAUACUAUAUUUAACAAUUUAGUGUACGAGAAGACCUCCUGCAGCUCCAUCACCUCUGAACCGACAAGAAAGCCCAGCAGUUGUAUCAUGAUCGAGGGGGAACGAGAGCUGUCGGCUAUGGUGCAGGAACUAUGGGACAAUGACGUCAACCGACUACGACCUGGGAAGGACUACAGGAUCUCCCUGCAGGGGAAAGCUGGAGACAACAUGGCCAUUAACGACGACGACAAUGACGGAGCAGGAUAUCCUCUGUUUAAGUUUGUCGACGAGAAUAUUUUCCAAAAGGAAACUUUUUUAGCUUUUAUCUCCUUGUUGGAUAACUACGUAAGUGACACCGGAGAGCCAGAAGUUGUGACUGCAGAAGAGGUGGCAGAGAACCACAAGUUCCUGGACUCCAUUGUUCAGACUCCCACUAUGAAGAUAGCUCACAAAUACCUGGUGGAGAAGCAGCUCUCUCCACAAGAUACGACGCAGUUUAAAGAGCAGCUCUACAGGAUCUGGUUUGAACUCUACGCGAGGAGAGGAUCCAGCAGCAGGCCGGACUCCUCGGGUUUUGAACACGUAUUUGUUGGAGAAACCAGAGGAGGGAGGACGGUCAUCGGCUUUCACAACUGGAUCCAGCUCUAUCUGCAAGAAAAGCUGGGACACAUUGACUACAAAGGAUACAGCGUCAAUGCAAACUCACCCAAGCCUGAUGAAAACAAGCACAUUUUGGCUCUGCAGUUCAGCUGGAAGAAUGGCAUCAAGCCCAAAGGCAGCAUCUUCAUCGGCGUCAGUCCAGAGUUUGAGUUCGCUUUGUACACUUUGUGUUUCCUCUCCUCACCCAACGAGCGCGUCAAAGUCCAGUUCAGUUUCUAUGAUGUGGAGAUUGUCUGCCACCACUACAACCAAAAGCACAUUGGGACCACUUACCCUGUGCUCCUUAAGUACCACAACCACACUUAGGCUGUCCAUUUAUAGCAUGCAAAGAUGUGCAGGUACUGUUGUCUUUUUAUUUUACAUGAAGAUGCAAUAAAACCUUACAAUACCUCAUUA